UGGCUUUCACAAAUACCUUACGCGUAGAGAGGAAUUUUAUGUUGUCAUACUUGGGCUUGAUAAUGCUGGUAAAACGACACUUUUAGAGCGUAUCAAGUCUAUAUUUCUUGGAGUUAUGGGUCUUUCUCCUGAUAGGAUUGCACCAACAGUAGGUUUAAACAUCGGAAAAAUCGAUAUAAACAGAUCACGAUUAAAUUUUUGGGAUUUGGGAGGGCAACGUGAACUACAAGGUAUUUGGGAAAAAUAUUAUUCUGAAUGCCAUGCCAUCAUAUUUGUUGUUGAUUCAACUGAUAAAGAACGAAUUGAAGAAUGUAAAGAAAUUUUUGAAAGGAUAAUUACAAAUGAAGAAGUUGAAGGAGUCCCAGUAUUGAUGUUAGCAAAUAAGCAAGAUUUACCCAAUUCCUUAAAAGUUGAAGAAAUUAAAGAAAUCUUCAAUAAAAUUGCAUUAAAAUUAGGUGCAAGAGAUUCUAGAGUAUUACCAAUAUCAGCUUUAGAAGGGGAAGGAGUGCGUGAAGCAAUAGAUUGGUUAUGUUUAAGAUUACAACGUGAACCGGUUGAAAACGGUUUGAAUAAUAUUGACGGCGAGAAUUAUGGGACUAUAUUUAAUAAACGGCAUAGUACCGUUCAUAAGAUAAAUCCCUUUAAAGUUAAUGUGAAAAAAUUCACAAAUAUGGAUAUGUUAGAUUUGGUGGAUUAUUUAGCUGAGGUAUGGAGAAUGAAUUUUGAAUUAGAAAUAGAGAAUGCCGAGUCUUUGUUAAGGUUGAGAUAA
Molecule: messenger RNA, 769 nt
Organism: Cetraspora pellucida
Lineage: Eukaryota; Fungi; Glomeromycota; Glomeromycetes; Diversisporales; Gigasporaceae
Source: the annotation of a GenBank genome assembly